UUGGGCCCUUCCAAAUGACGCAUGUGUGGCUCAUCAAGCUACGAACUCCAGAGGUGAAGGAAGUGCUGGUUAGAGCGGGAGGCCUGGAGGUAAAAGGGCGCUUUUGCGCCGUCAUUGACCCAGUGCAACAAGACAUCACACUCAAAGUACACUGGGUUCCAUUCCACGUUACCGGGGAAGCAUUGAAGAAGGCUUUCGACCACUAUGGCGAAGUGAAAGAAGUAAGACAAGAAGAUUGGAAGGUGAGGGGCUUCGAGCAAGCUGAGUCUACCACGCGUAUUGUGCGGAUGACGCUCCGAGAGAACUUAACACCGGACGCUCUGCCCCAUUUGUUCAAGAUCUUUGGUGGCUCUGUGCUGGUUGUCGUUCCCGGGAGAGCUCCGAUUUGCCUGCGGUGUCGACGCAAAGGACACAUUAGAAGAGACUGCAGAGUGCCAAGGUGUUCUGAGUGCCGGGAAUUCGGCCAUGAAGCACAUGAUUGCGUACGUACGUAUGCAAGAGUUACUGGCAGCACGCAACCCGACGACGAAGGUCUGGAAUUGAUGGAAGAAGAGGUAACGGAGAAACUGACAGCGUCCUCGGAAACGCCGGUUCAACAGGUGGCAAGUGUCGCAAAAAAGGUGGCAACGCCAUCCGCGUCGACACAGGACGCCACAGCAGGAAGAAAGCAGAAAGAAAGAAGAAGGAAUGAAGAAGAGAAGACACCGCCUGCGCCCGCAGAAACGGAGCCCGGGUGUGACGCGUUUAACGUGGAGAUGGACGCGGAGCCAGAGACGCCAUAUGAGACGCCGGAUGAGUUGGCCACUGAGGAGCCAGCCGUGCCUUCCAAGAGGCACCGAAGCGAUGCUCCAGAAGAGGAGACGCCGGCUGACAGUGUUCAGCGCCUGGAGCCGCAGUGGAUGGUGGUCCGGUCGACCCGGGCCAAGAAAGGGAAGUCCGCCCCACCGCAACGGUCAGCGUCGCUCACCCGAGAAGGGCAGGCGACGCAGUGACCAACGCGACUGGUGUCGCGGGUGCCCGUGGAAGCUGUCGUGCCGACAGGGACGCUCAGUUUGUGAGCGUUGCUAUUUGCUGGGCGCCUUACUGUUGUUUUGCUCUUGCUCUCUGAAAUGGCUAUGUCGUUAGCUCCAUUGCGCGUGGGAACCCUCAACGUUAGAGGUUUUAGGGCGAGACGGCGGCAGCGUCAGCUCCGACGCGUAAUGUUGGAAGAAGAUUUAGAUAUAUUGGCGAUUCAAGAGACUAAAAUAGAGAGUGAGAGUCAGACUGAUAGUAUGGUUGCACAGUUUAGUGACCGCUAUACUGUAUGCGUUAGUCAUGCUGUUGGCACAACGGCCGGAUGCUGCAUGUUUAUUAAGAAAGGUUUGGGUAUAGUUGAGGAAACAGUUCUAAGUUGUCAGAGUGGUCGAUUCGUGCUGUGCAAUUUUGUAUACUGCAACAUAAAAUACCGAAUAUUAUGUGUGUAUGCACCAACGAAAGUGAAUGACCGGCUAAGUUUCUUUCAAGAAAUAUCGCAUUAUCUGAAUACAGACAGAUGUUUGAUAGUGUUAGGAGAUUUCAAUUGCGUUUUGAGCACGGACGAUCGUUCGAGUGAUGGAUACUGGGCUGAUA
This is a messenger RNA of Dermacentor albipictus, 1608 nucleotides long. The record is from RefSeq and is a predicted model, not a curated record. Lineage: Eukaryota; Metazoa; Arthropoda; Arachnida; Ixodida; Ixodidae.